UGCCCACUAUUUCUCCCGAUCAAAUCGAUUCCUCUUUCUUUUUCUCUCUCUCUCUCUCUGAAAACCCUACAAUUCGAAAUUUGAAAUUCGGGGCUCCGAUCACCGACCAUGGGAAACACGGAGAAGCUCUUGAAUCAGAUCAUGGAGUUGAAAUUCACAGCCAAGUCUCUGCAACGCCAGGCGAAGAAAUGCGAGAAGGAGGAGAAAUCGGAGAAGCUGAAGAUAAAGAAGGCGAUGGAAAAGGGAAACAUAGAUGGCGCUCGAAUCUACGCGGAGAACGCGAUCCGGAAGCGCACUGAGCAGAUGAACUACCUGCGCCUCUCGUCUCGCCUCGACGCGGUGGUCGCGCGUCUAGACACGCAGGCCAAGAUGACGACUAUCAACAAGUCCAUGGGCAACAUCGUCAAGUCCCUCGAGUCUACGCUCGCUACCGGCAACCUCCAGAAGAUGUCCGAGACCAUGGACCAGUUCGAGAAGCAGUUCGUCAACAUGGAGGUCCAGGCCGAGUUCAUGGAGAGCGCCAUGGCCGGCUCCACCUCGCUCUCUACGCCCGAGGGCGAGGUCAACAGCCUCAUGCAGCAGGUCGCUGACGACUACGGCCUUGAGGUCUCUGUCGGGCUGCCGCAGCCGGCCGCACAUGCGGUGCCCACCAAGGAGGCCGAGAAGGUCGACGAGGACGACCUCUCUAGGCGCCUCGCUGAGCUUAAGGCCAGAGGUUAAUCGAUUGAAUCAAUGAUCAGGUUGUUGAUGACUGCUUAUUAUGAGAAUUCGAUAUGUGUAUGGUGCAUUAUACUUGUUAUAUUUUGUAAAAAUUUGACUGAAUUUGUAUUGCGCUUAAUGUUAUUGUAGACUAUGUGGUUAUUUUCGUGGA
Corylus avellana is the source of this 871-nucleotide messenger RNA. Its product is annotated as ESCRT-related protein CHMP1B. The record is from RefSeq and is a predicted model, not a curated record. Gene Ontology annotation, biological process: vacuolar transport. NCBI's taxonomy places the organism in Eukaryota, Viridiplantae, Streptophyta, Magnoliopsida, Fagales, Betulaceae.